This is a messenger RNA of Spirometra erinaceieuropaei, 409 nucleotides long. Lineage: Eukaryota; Metazoa; Platyhelminthes; Cestoda; Diphyllobothriidea; Diphyllobothriidae. The record is from the annotation of a GenBank genome assembly.
AUGCUGAUGACAAAAACGAUCCCGGACGCCGACGGUUGGACCGACCAUCGCCUCGUCAUCUCCGAGGUGCGGAUUCAUCUACAGUCUCGCAGGAGACCUCCGGGUAAGUGACCUCCAGGUAAGCUGAAUAUUGCUUUGUUAUCUGCCUGCUAACCGUCUCCGUUUCGGCAACGAGCAAAAUUAACGGUUAACCAACCUUCCAGUCUCCGCCGCCCGUCUGCCUCAACUGGAGACCAACGUCGACCUCGACCUCCUGCCAUCCCUGCACGAAACCAUCAAGUCCGUGCAACAAGUCUCCAGCGGGAAAGCGCCCGGAUCGGACGCGAUCCCUGCUGAGAUCUACAAGCACGGUGAUCCCCAACUCAUGGAUCAUCUGACUGCUCUCUUCCAGGAGAUGUGGCGUCAAUGA